Messenger RNA from Mycena citricolor, 2264 nucleotides. Lineage: Eukaryota; Fungi; Basidiomycota; Agaricomycetes; Agaricales; Mycenaceae. The record is from the annotation of a GenBank genome assembly.
GUGCUAACCACGUCCGUGUAACUGUCCCCGAAUGUCACCAGAUUCUUGAUUUGUCCGGGUUUGACGCCGAACUUCUUGCCUUGAACCAAGACAAGAGCAGCCGCAGUGAGCAGAACCGAGGAGAGGUGUGCAAACAUGUCGUGCAGCAAAGAGUUUCGCUGGUAUAUGCCUCCAAUUUAAGUGUCCCCAGGCGAUCAAAUUCCAGUCAUGAGAUGAGCGCCGAAACGGCUUCCGAAGUUCUACCGCGUAAAACGUGCGGAGGGGAAGGCAUUAAAGGAAGCCAGCAUCUUGUGAUGCGCGACCUUGUGAUCUCUCAGGCUCGGGCCGACGCAGAGACAUGUAUAUGUUUGGGUUUCAAUCGACGGUGAAGACGCGGUGCUGGAGAACGAAUACAGACAGAUGGAUCGUGAGGGAGGAAGCUAACAGGUCGAACAGCAACAUGCGCAAACAACGCGCUCAUUUCCUUUUCGACAAAGAUGGCGGACACAGUGACCUGUGGUUUGCUCAUUCACAAUGCUCUGAAGGAUUCUACAAGGCCGAACUCGAGUCGGACAUCCGCUCCGGCGGUGGUCCUUCGAAGACAGCUGAGGAACGGAUGCAGAUGAUGGAACUGCUCAAGCGUUUUGAGGAGGAGAGUGCAGCGGUUGACGAGAGUCUCACAAUUGAAGAAGAAGAUGACGAUAAUGACGAGACAGAUCUAUCGAAACGGAUGCGCAAUGUUGACAUCGACUCGGUCCAAUCGGAAGAACUAUGGGCUCUGCUCACUUCCACAGAGCGAGAUAGAUUCCUCAAGAUAAUGCGAGACCCAUCAAGUGAACUAACCCAGCAACUACUGGCGAGUGAAGAAAUCGAGAGGGGAAUGACUGAACCAUGGUGGUUGCGUCCUUCAACACUCGAAAUGAAGGAAGAGCUGUCGAGAUUAAAACGGCCAAGAAACCAACGACAAUACGGUCACCCGCCAGAACCUAUUGCCAUUCCUCCGUCGAUGAUGCACCAGAAACGCAGCAGCGGUGCACCUGCCUCCUUGAUGUACAACAUCUGUGCUGUGAUGCUGGGUUAUGCAUAUAUCACUCGACAUCUCUCCAUUUCUCCGCUUUGUUCUGCUCCAGAGCUGGAUCAGGAAACAGCACGGACACUGCUAUCGCAGUUCGUCCCGUUCCUUACCGCGAAGACGUCGAAAAUCCUGCAUCUGACACUGGACAGUGCCAUCACGGAGUUGCAGUCCCACCUCAACUCUGAUGGGUUAACAACUCAGCUACCGAGCAUCCUGUUACGCGACGCGGCAAUGCUCGUCCGUCCAGCUCUCAUUGUAGAGCACGGGUCUGCACACCUCAAUGCGUUUCGUGCCUUGGGAGACAUGCAUAGUCUGUUUCAGGCCCAGAUACACGUCAAACACAAACUUGCGUUUUACGCGGUUCAAUUGGAUCCUUCGGCAAGCUUGGUGGCUCGGGAACUGGAGAAUGAAGCGCGUAGCAGGGAGGCAGAGUCUAUUCCCUCGGUUGAAUGGGAUCGUCGAUCUUUCGCUCUGCCAAAGAAAGGUAUCAACAUCGAAGAAGUCGAGGCGUAGAAGAUUAUAGUCGCAGUACAUUCAUCAACGAUCUGAUUAUAACCGUCAACCCGCCUGUUAACUGAGCAGGCAAACCUACAGUUCGCAACUACCAGCCUUGACAAGCCUGACAUACGGCGCUUAGACCGACAGGGACAUGAGUUUGUUUACAUUUGAGCACGUGGCUGAGAGGAAACACGGUCACGCGAUCCACCACCUCUUGUCAUCAAUCCCCACCUUCCUCAAGCCCUCGACCCCGAACCGCACGACCGGCAUCCUAGCACCAUGAAAGUCACCAUCACAUACUGGCACGCCGUUGCCCAAUGGCGCUGGGAGACGGCCACGGACUCGAGCUCUGGGAAUGACGAGGAGGAGGACGUAUGUGGAAUUUGCCGAGUUGCGUACGAAGCCUGCUGUCCGACAUGCAAAGUGCCGGGAGACGACUGUCCCCUAAUAUGGGGUGAAUGCACACACGUCUUCCAUAUGCAUUGUCUGCUGAAGUGGAUCGCAACACCUGCGUCAAAGGGGCAGUGUCCGAUGGACCGAAGGGCGUGGAUCACUGCUGAAAGGAAGAUCAACACUCGUCCAACAUGACUUGUGCUAUCGCCUGGGCCCCUGAUGAUUUAUUUAAUCGAUGUACUGUUGGCACUAUCGCCACUAUCCUGUAACAACACCUCUGUACACGUAUGAUUUGAUGCGCUCGCAUGAGACGGAAAUG